AUGGCAGGCAAACUCGCCUCUCAAAGGGUUUCCCAAAAGGCAAUCUUGCAGGCCCAGGAUGACCUAUGCGUGCAGAUGGUAUCCACAGCUGGACGCACUGCAAGUGGUUGUCAGCGUCAGCCAACCAAAAAAGAAACCUAUCGAAUUUUAAAAUCUUGUCGAGGACCAGACCGUAGAAAAGCCUUGGAAGCCAAGGCAGAGAAGCAUAACUUAAAGGUGCUGCGGACAAAAUACCGGACUAAUCCUGAAGUCUUUGCCAAUGAGCCCACUGAGCUGCUCAGCGAGAUUGACAGGGAUGAAGAUAUCAUGUUUUCGCAUUGCAGUGUAACUCCGAAGCCGCGGUGUCCUGCAUGA
Molecule: messenger RNA, 354 nt
Organism: Suillus subalutaceus
Lineage: Eukaryota; Fungi; Basidiomycota; Agaricomycetes; Boletales; Suillaceae
Exons: 3
Coding region: 1-354 (117 amino acids)
Source: RefSeq, a predicted model, not a curated record